Osmia lignaria (orchard mason bee) is the source of this 9138-nucleotide messenger RNA. It is a transcript of the gene Ddr, whose product is annotated as discoidin domain-containing receptor 2. Gene Ontology annotation, biological process: multicellular organism development; positive regulation of neuron projection development; positive regulation of kinase activity. Gene Ontology annotation, cellular component: plasma membrane; signaling receptor complex. NCBI's taxonomy places the organism in Eukaryota, Metazoa, Arthropoda, Insecta, Hymenoptera, Megachilidae. Gene Ontology annotation, molecular function: protein tyrosine kinase collagen receptor activity; collagen binding; ATP binding. The record is from RefSeq and is a predicted model, not a curated record.
GCGCACCGGUGAGGACGUCGCGUCGCCCUCUGUUGUCGCGUUCCUUCGUUCGGUACAUACGUGUGUGAACAGGUACGGGACAUUUACCACGCGAGUCGCGUCACGUUGUCCUCUUUUUAUGCGUCCCUUUUAUUUUCUUAAAUCGUUUUUGUGUUUUACGUUAGUCGAUUGGGAUAUUAGAUCAUAAAGAACCGGACGUUCAUGGUGGAGACGUUUGCACACAAGGACACAGUGAAUUCACUCAGUGCGCGCGUGUUUGUUGUCGACGCGAAGCUCUAACUGCGACUAUAACACGCGGCGGUAGGGGGCAGUGCGAGAGUUAAAUCGUCUUCGGCGUAAUCUGGCGGCGACGUGACCUACGCUAACCGUAACUUUUGUUUGGGGACGCAUCGGUGUCAGAUCGCUCCGUUUCGUUAAACGUUAACUUUUUCUACGCUUGUGUUCUCGUGUGUGCCCACGUUUUCUGGAGUGUACGAUACGACAACGGCCAGCAAUUUCACGCGUCUAACCGAGUUCCAAUUUCUCGUGGCAAAGAUGUACUGAAAUUCUGCUAGGAGAAGCGUCUUCGACAAUCGGAUAUCGGCGAGAACACUCACCACCUUUCGGCCAUCACGAUGCCAGGAACGUGCUCGAUGACCGAUGUGGUCAGGAUCGUCGACAGUUAGUGAUGAGGAGGAGCGGCUUGUCGGCGUGCCGAUGGCUCAGGUCACCAGCAACAUGCCAGUUCUCGAACCCAGACCAGACCCGGCUCCUCUUCGAGCACUUCUAAUCGGUGUUUUCCUUCUCCUCAUCCUGCCACGGUGUCACUGUUUCGACUUAGGACAAUGUACCGCAGCACUGGGUAUGGAGAAUGGCGAAAUCCCCGAUGAAGAUAUAUCGGCCAGUUCUAUGUACGAUCCUAGCCUUGGCCCGAAGCAUGCCAGACUGAGACAAGACAAGGGUGGCGGUGCCUGGUGCCCGAAAAAUAUGGUCACAAAAGAGGGCAAGGAGUACCUUGAGGUGAAUCUACACAACCCUCGUAUACUGACGUCCACCAAGACCCAGGGAAGAUUUGGUAACGGUCACGGGGUCGAGUACACCGAGGAGUACUUCGUCGAAUAUUGGCGACCAGGGUUCAACAAGUGGGUGCGAUGGAGAAAUCGACGUGGCAUGGAGCUUUUGGCGGGCAAUAAUAAUCCAUACUCGGAGAAGGAACAAGUUUUUGACCCGGCCAUCGUGGCUACGAAGAUCCGUUUCAUCCCUUACACUUCCCACAUGCGUAUGGUGUGCAUAAGGGUGGAGCUUUAUGGAUGCCCAUGGACCGAGGGCCUGGUGUCGUACUCGAUGCCCCAAGGAAUUAAAAGGGGCUCGGAGGUUGACCUUUCCGACAGGACGUACGACGGUAAGGAAGAAGGAGGUUACCUCUCCGGAGGACUCGGUCAACUUGUCGACGGGCAAAAGGGUCCUGACAACUUCAGAUUGGACGUGAGCGGUAACGGGAAAGGUUACGAAUGGGUCGGCUGGAGAAACGACACACCCAGCAUGCUAGGACGUCCUGUGGAAAUCACGUUCGAGUUUGAUUACUCAAGAAAUUUCACUGCCAUUCACUUGCAUAUGAACAAUUUCUUCACAAAGGAUGUGCAGGUCUUUUCUUACGCGAAAGUCUAUCUCGGAGCCGGUGCAAACCAAUUCAAUGGCGAACCUGUUCAUUUCUCCUACAUACCGGAUCUGGUGCUGGAACAGGCGCGUGACGUUACCAUAAAGCUUCAUUCACGUGCUGGCCGCUUUCUGAAGCUCCAGCUGUAUUUUGCCGCACGUUGGAUCAUGCUCAGCGAGGUAAUCUUCGAAUCAGUGAUCUCGGAAUGGAACAACACCGAGGAUGAAGAGGCGAGGAACAAGAGCGCCAUUGUAUCAGCUACCGGCAGUCCCUAUCAGAAUAACGAGGGUCCGCUACAGAGGGAUGAAGUGAAGGCCACUUUUAAUAAGGAGGAAAACAACGAUAAUGCCCUUCCAGAUAAGAGCAAGGAGCCCGAAUCAAAGCAAUUCGUCGGUCUGGUAAUCGGGAUCCUAACGACGGUGAUCGUAAUGCUAUUGGCGGCAAUCAUGUUCAUUUUCUACCGAAAUCGAAGGCUGAAGGCUGCCCUCGCACCAUCCACGUUCUACGAUCAACACGGUGAUUUAAAGGUCUCCGUGCAGGAGGAGGGCGAGGACAAGGGACCAAUUUGCCCUCCACUUCCGGCGCAGUACCACCCCGCCGCCUACACCACGACGACACCGCAACUACACAAAACUAUCACGGAUUACAGUGGGAUCACCGAGGUGCAGCCGGUUAUUCCGCUGUUGCUGAACACAGCGAUCAAUCUUACCAGACCGAUUCCGCCGGUUCAAGAAUAUCCAUCUAAUCCACCGCCUAUACCACCGCCGCCGGAAAAGUAUUACGCCAGCACGGAGAUCUGUAAGAAUUCUUUGCCACCGUUGCCGCCAUCUCCAACGCCGAGCACGCCGCCGCCAAUGAGCGCGAAAGCCUCCAGCAGCAUGACAAGCUACAGUCCCGAGGAUAUGCUUACGGAGGAGGAGGACGAGGUGCCCGAGUGCAUCUUAGACUUCCCCCGGGAGAAACUGAACAUCGUUGAAAACCUCGGUUGCGGAUACUUCGGCGACGUUCACGUUUGCGAGAUCGACAGGUUUCCUGGUUACGAUGAAGUUUUCCGGAACACGAGCAGCGAUCUCGUGAUCGUUAAAUCCUUGAGACCUGGCUCUUCGGAUGCGCUUAGGAUAGAGUUUCAACAGGAAGCAAAAAGAGUGGCACGGCUAGCCGAUCGGAAUGUUGCGCGGCUACUGGGCGCGAGCCUCGAAGACGACCCCAUGUGCAUCGUAUUGGAAAACGGCGAGUACGGGGAUUUGAAUCAAUACCUGCAGAGUCACAUCGCUGAAACAUCCACUGUACAGACGGCUAAGACCCUCAGUUUCGGCACGUUGGUUUACAUGGCCACGCAAAUAGCAUCCGGCAUGAAACACCUCGAGGAAAUGGACUUCGUGCAUCGGGAUCUCGCCACAAGAAACUGCUUGGUGAGCCGUGGGUAUACAGUGAAAGUGUCAGAUCUAGGCUCCGGAAGGAAUGCCUACGCGGCUGACUACUUCCGGGUCGAGGGUCGACCUCCGCUGCCAAUUCGCUGGAUGGCCUGGGAAUCCAUGCUGAUGGGAAGACACACAACGAAAAGCGACGUUUGGUCCUUUGCCGUGACUCUAUGGGAGAUUUUAACAUUCGCAAGGGAACAACCAUUCGAGGAACUGCCCGACCAUCGCAUAGUUGAGAACGCUACCUAUUUUUACCAAGAGGACGAUGGAAGGAUUAUUCUACCGUUGCCGAAGAACUGUCCCAAAGACAUCUACGAGCUGAUGCGAGAGUGUUGGCACAGAAACGACGUGGAUCGUCCGAAUUUCCGUGAGAUUCACAUGUUCCUUCAACGAAAAAAUCUCGGCUACAAACACGCGGACACGAACGACACUUGAUACAGAGAACUAGAAGGCUGGAAUUUAAUCCGGCUUUCUAUGAUCGGCGAAUUGAAUGGAAACUGGUGGAACUGCCCUUCGACGACCAAGCUGCACCAGGUCAGACCAAGUUAGUACCAGGACGAUCCAUCGGAUUCGAAAUCAUCCGCAUCGAAGGUAAAUCAUUGAUCAGCUGAUCGAAUCGUUCUUCGCAUAAUUUCAUUUAUAAUUCAAACAACCAUGAAUCAUAGAAACGCUACAUCAAUGUUCGUAACUAAUUAAUUUAUCAUCGACGUGCUCAUUAACGUAAUGGUCGAAUUCCUUUGGAGAUUUAAGUGUUCUUGAUAUACAUACGUACAAGAGUCGACUGUUUUCACGGCGUUGAUCAGUAAAUGUAAUCAUUGCGAAUCCGCGACGGAAUGAACGCGAAACAAACGAACAAUUUCCGAAUCGUGGGAUUCGAAAUUGCAACGUUCCUAUCGUGGGCCAAUAGACAGGAAGCACGUUCGAUAGAUCGCGCUCACGCCGCUAUGAAAUUGAUACUGUCAGCAAACAAGCUUAUGAUACUCGCGUCACGUUCAGAAUACACGUGGCUUGAACUUGGAAAAUCGUUGAAGAUACAACAACGUUUUCAUCGUGGCGAUUCUUUUCACCAGUGAACGCGAUUCGUGUCAAAGAAUUGCCUUGAAUCGAUAUUACAGAUCGUCGAGAUGACUAAUCGAAUUCAUCGACGAAUUUUCAUAUCCUCUUUGAAAGAAUUUUUCGAUCCUACAUCGAGAUAAUGGAUAAGGUAUCCCAGAUAGUCAAUAUUUCAUUGCACAAUGGGGUGCACUUUUUUUAUACACUAAAUUCUGCAUUUCGAGGACAAAAAAUUUUAUGUUGAAUCUUUUUUUUCUUUUUCUCGAGAUUCUAUCUUAUUAUGUGUCCAAUUUAUUUCGAAAUGAUUGGAACCGUGAAGAACACGAUUUAUGAUUUUGAUUUUAAUUAGCCAUCGUUGACAAUGGGUAUACCGGAAGUUAUAUUAAAGUUGAACGCUGGAUGCGUCGCGAUGCACAGUCUUGAACCAAUUGAUCGCGAACAAGGAUAAAGAACAAGGGUGGGUAAAGAAAAAAAAAGAAGUCUCCUCGAGCCAGUGGCUUGCAUUAAGUUUCCUGAAGCUACUAAUAAGCUUAAAAUGCGCUUAGCCGAAGUGCAUAAAUGUUUGACAAUACCACUAGAGGUUGCAAGUAUAAGAGUUCGUACAUAUAUAUAUAUAUAUAUACAAAUUAUAUAUAGCGUGUAAAGAAAUGUUAACGGUGAUUAACCGAUAGCGUAAAUUUAUUAGAGACCACGUUCUUAAGGCUUGCAUUAAAACCUCCUUUGGCUCGCAGUUCGAUAGAUCGAUUGGUGGAAAACCUUGGUCGAUGGAUCUUAUGGAUCUGGUUCGACGAAACCACCGAUCGAUUGUAUCGUGAUUCUCCGAACAAGGGAUGGAAAUAAGGGAUGAGGGAAGCUCGUGUGACCUGAAGUUACGUUUAUAGGAGAGAAUAGAACACGGUCCAUUUACCCGAUGAAUAUUCUUGUUUGCCUUUUUUUCUCGACAGGAAUUUUUGAUCUCUAUUCUCCAAUUAGUGAGCGAUGGUCUGUGGACGGUUUUUGUUUAAAUAAUUGUACAUCGGGGGUUGGUUGCCAUCGGCGUUAUUUGCAGGCUUUCAUAAAAUAUUAAAUACAUAAACUGCACAAACGAAGAUGUAACCAUUUUGUUUUUGGAAAAAUUCAUUUUGAAAAUAUUUAAAUUGUUAAUAUUGGAGAUAUAAUAAUUAAUUGAAAUUUUUUAAAAUAUUCUAAUGCUAUUCUUAUUAAUUAUGGAACAGCCGGGGUGUCUGAUCAAUAGCAGACUUGUUCCACUUGUUUCAUUUGUUUAUUUGUGUCUGCAACACAACAGCGUUUUUUUGCCCAUAGAUUUUUUUAUCGAGCGAUGAGGAGAAAAAUGUAGCUUAAUAAAAAAGGAAAAACAGGAUAAUCGAUAAUCUGAAGCUGUAGUAGGAGUUUAUUGGGUACGGGACCGUGGUCAGCGAGGAACAAUGAAAAAUUUAUGAUUGUUAGAAUGAAUGGAUAAACGAUGAUAAUAAAAAAGAUGAAAAAGGUAAAGCGAUGGCGCUAGAUGUUAGAUCGCACGAUAAAUCGAUGCGUUGUUCUGAGAUUUGAAAUGUUACAUGUAAAUUGCAAUGUAAAUCACUGGAAGAAGUUCUACGAAAAGAAAUAGCAUUCUUUAAUUUAUUUCUAUUUAUCGUAUUAAAUAUCAACUUCGAUUAGCACACAUUAUAAAAGUUUCCAAAUAUAAUUGUUCCAAUAAUCCUUUUCUCGAUAUCCAUAAAAAGAAAUCUAAAAUCACAGAAUCGAUUGAGUUCAUAAAAUAUUCAUGAUCAAUGACAGUAAUUCUUUCGUAGAACUACUUUUGGUCGCGAGCUGAGAAAUUGAAUCGAGAGGUUUCAUUUUGCAUAUGAAAAGUCUAUGAUAUUGUCUAUGACACGACGUUGGUAAUUUAAUAUAUGAUAUUAAAGUUAAGAGCGACUUACGAUAAGAAAUACUGCCACUCUAUUAGGAAAACCUCUAUUAUAUCAAGCAACAGAACUUCUUUGUAUCCCUUUCCCUUCGACACGACGACAGGACGAUAAAACUCGCGUUAAUUUGAUAGCGUAAUCGAGAUGAGCGUUGAGAAUCCCAUGGUAACAAUAAACAGGAACAAUAAAGAGAAGAAGAAACACAAGAAGAAGGGUAGAUGGUGAAAAGAAAUCAAGAUCGAUCGCACGAAAGUCGACCAGUCGUCCGAGCUUAACGAGAUGGAUCGAUGGGAAAUUUUAAUCGACUUCGUGGAUCGUCUUCUGUGCGAUCGAAAUGCGCGCACAGUCCUUCCUACAAAUUGAAUAAAAAAAAAAAAAAGAAAAAGAUAAAAUUAAAUUCAAACGAAUGAAUUUUCAAGAAACACUUCUCCUCUUUGUACCGGCUCGGUCAUCUUUCGUAAUUAAUUUCUCGUUUAUUCGAAUUUAUUUGAAUUCGUGAAUGCUUCCCGUUCAAUUUAUGGGACGUGGGAAAAGUGGUCUCCUUUCGAGCGAUUAAUUAUCGGAAUUGAAAUUAUCGACCGUGCAGCGAAAGCGGAUUUGUUGAUUAAGAAUCGUUGUAUUUCAGUCACUCGCAUAUCGUUCGUUCUUAUCGACGUUGUGACACAUAUCUGAACAUAUCGUUACUUGACAAAGAUAUAAGAAUAAUAAUACGCUAAAUUUAUUAAAAAUAGGAUCGUUUCCUCUUGAAAACAGCAAUUUUUCCAUUGUUAUUCAGUACUGAUUUCUUUAGGUUUUUAUAAAAUUUUAGUAGGUGUUUUAUAAUCUUUAAACGGAAAUGUGUCUUUGAUAAUUCGUUACUGAUCGUUUCUCUUUGUAGGAAGAAUUCCUCUGCUGUGAGCUGAACGUUUGAUGGAGAGAGAAAGAAUGUGAGAGAGAGUGUGAAAGAGAGAGAGAAAUCAAGAGAGGUAAGAGAAACAAGUAUAUAUAUAUAAAUUAUAUAUAUAAUAUAUCGAAAAUCGUUGAAGAUUAAGUGACAAAGAAAAUUCAUUGAAUUAAUCGUUUCCAUUGUAGCGAUAAUACCGUGAGAACGCACUUUGUACAGUUUGUAAUAACAAAAAAUGAUAUAUAUAAAAUUGUUCCGUUAAUUAUUCUCGUGACGCGUUUUAUUCUUCAAAGGAGACGGGAUCGGAUAUAGCGUAUCAAGCUUUUUUAAAACAUUUCAUCGUAGUUUCGUUCGGCUCUUCGAAGCAUAAAAAAAAACAGAGGCUCAAGCUUUCGCGUGCAAACCUCGUAUAGUUUAUCAUUCUCGAUUUUUAUUUUAACUGAGACGUAACACGAUACGUCGGCAAAAAUUAAUACGCUCUAGAAACGGUCUUGAAUUACGCUCGCGAUAUUAUAAUUUUAUUUCAAAAUGAAUUAUGAUUGUUGGAUAUAAAAUCACAGGUAGCCUCAGGGAACUGGGAUAUUGACCGAUGAAAAGAGAUACUAAAAUAUCGUGAAUAGUUGAAAACAUAAAUUGUUAAGAAGAUAAAUGCUAAAUGAUAAAUAGUUCUUCGGAAUACUCGUGCAUCGUUAAAGGGUUACGCCUAGUUGGGAUCGGAUAAUUUUCAAGAUUUUUGUUUGCCGUCUUAAUAAAUAUCUAUUAUGAAGUGAAAUAUACCACCAGUAGUUUUAAGAUUUUUUUAAAAGUAAAAUGUUAAAUAAUAAAAUGUUAAAAAAUGUUCAAGCCCUUAACAAUACAAUAUACUAACUCAAUCUUCUUUGAUUUUGAUUUCAAAUAAUCGGUUUGGAAGAUGUCUUGUCCACCGCAAGUGAUCUCGAGAAAAGGGCGUUCUACAAGUGUUCCCUCACUAUUUAACAUUUUACUUUUAAAAAAAUCUUAAAACUACUUUAAAACAUGUAUUUUUCGAUGGUACGUUUCACUUCAUAGUAAGUAUUUAUUAAGACAGCAAAAAGAAAUCUUGAAAAUUACGUCAUUUUUCCGAUCCCAACUCUGCGUAACCUCUCAAGUAUUGAAAUUUCACGCCGAUUUUUCAAACGCCAUAAAGGGGUUGAAGUUCGAACGACAGAUCGCAUGUUGGUUUGUUGGAAAAGAGAAUUCAUAAAAGAUCGAACGGAUUGUUGUUUCAUCGCUCGAAUCCGAUACCCGUCUCUCCUUUGCAAACGAGCUUUAUUUCGCCGCGUGUGUUUACGCAAUGGAAGCGUUCAGUUUUUGUCGCCGCGUCGCGACGCGUCGGCUUGGUCCGGUAGUCGCAAACAAAAGUCAGACGGAAGUGGCGCGUACACGUGAAUUCCAGGUUUGCCGAUGGAAUUUAAUAUCCGCUGCCUUCGUUAUGAAACACGAUCGCGCUUUUUCUACGGUUCUAUCGGCCGACCAGCGUGCUCUCGUUUUUUGCAACCCCUCGACGCGAAGGCGCAAUAUCGAAUCGAUACCUUUCGCUGGACAGAUUUUGGUAAAUAACAGCAAACGGCUGCAUUCAAAAUUUCUUCGAUCCUUUUGAGAAAGGGGUGUCGCGAACUCGUAAUAACGAGAUAGUUUCCAAAAAUCUUACAUUCGUGUGCAAAUAUAAACGGCGAAAUGGGUUGUAAAUAAACCGUGAGUAAUAGAAUCAAUUAUUUAUUGUUUAUCGGCGAACAUAUCGACUACUGUGCGUGAUUGACACGUUCACUGUGAUAAGAGAUAUAUCAAACUCCCCUUGCACAAAACAUUUUUCAUUAAAUAUAUCAACUUAUAUCAUUUUUCCACUAUUAUCAUCGAAAUAGCCAUCAAUCGAGUUCUCGAAAAAUAAACUCUUCUUAAAUAUACAGGUUAUUUCAAAAAUAAUAUACUAUCCAAAAACUGCAAACUCUCUAUGCAGAGAGAAAUAAAAAAUGUAUCUUGAAAAUUAAACUGCAAGUUGCAAAAAUGGAUUUACAGUUUUUAGAUUGUACACUGUUCUUGAGACAGCCUGUAUUUAAUGAAGUAUCUUAUAUCCUACUAAAACCGUGAAGGAAAUCGAGCACAGUGAACGUGUUGACGUACGAAACGCUUCACCUUGUCCCAUGUGUAUAUGUCACACGUGUAUUUACUACGUUUGUACAUAACGAUUUGUUUUCAAAUAAAUACUCAGCGCUUUGACUUUUA